Messenger RNA from Fusarium keratoplasticum, 858 nucleotides. RefSeq names its product Abhydrolase-2 domain-containing protein. NCBI's taxonomy places the organism in Eukaryota, Fungi, Ascomycota, Sordariomycetes, Hypocreales, Nectriaceae. Gene Ontology annotation, cellular component: cytoplasm. The record is from RefSeq and is a predicted model, not a curated record. The transcript has a single exon. Gene Ontology annotation, biological process: protein depalmitoylation. Bases 1 to 858 code for a protein of 285 amino acids. Gene Ontology annotation, molecular function: carboxylic ester hydrolase activity; palmitoyl-(protein) hydrolase activity.
AUGAGUUCUCAGAUCCCCUCUGUCGGCUUCCACCCCGCCAACCCAGGCGAGCACACCCACACUGUCAUCUUCCUCCACGGCGAAGACGAGACGGCCCGUCUCUGUGCUCAGCGUUUCGGCAGACUCACCGGUUCGUGUGGUCAAACUUUGAGACAGGAGUUUCCCACCAUUCGCUGGGUCUUUCCCACUGCCCCGAGCGCCAACGGGUGGUUCCCUGUCCGGUUUAGAGAUGAACCUACUACCGACCAGCAUCUUCAGGCCGAGGGCCUUGGCAUUGCCGUUAUGCGUCUUCGAUCCGUCAUCCACAGAGAGGCCGAGACCCUGGGGCGUAGAUACCAUCGAAUUGUCAUCGCGGGCUUCAGCCAGGGUGCCAGCGUUGCAGUCCUCACCCUGCUCAACUUCAAGUUCCCCGGACACCUCCAAGGCUUCCCUCGCCUCGGCGGUCUCUUUUGCGUUGCAGGACGUCUGCCCUUCGCCGGCCGUGAUCUGGAGCAGAUCCGAACCCUUCUCGACCUCCCCGGCAAGCCCACCAACAACUUGGUUGUCUCUCACACUCCCAUCCUCGUCCAGCACAACCACGACGACCAAGACACCCUCGUCCGACACGGCUGCCAGAACUACGACGGGCUGGACUUUGUUGGCGCCAACCCCAUCUGGCGCGAGUACCUCUGUGGUGGACACUGGUUCAACAGGCCCGCUGGAGUUGAUGACCUUGUCGCCUUCCUCGGAACGGCUCUCGGGAUUGGACGCUGGGGACAAAACCGGGGCGAUGUGAUCUGGUCUGGUCGACUUCCGAUGCCCUCGCAGGCCGAGGUUGCCGCCUACUUUGGCAAGACCGUUGGUGAAGAUGAAUGGUGA